AUGUGUUUGUUAAAAAGUCAAGCAUCACCUGCUCAGGAAGGGACUGAUAAAGGCUCUCAAGAACAGCAGAUUGGAACAAAUUCACUGAAAGUGAAGAAUGAAUGUGCCUCAACCAAGACUCAAGAUGCUAUGCAGAGUUCACAUGAAACUAGUCCAGUGUCUGCAGAUAUCUCCGCAAUUGAAACCAAAGCAGGAGAAACAGAUCAUGACAUACCCUAUUUCAGAAAUGUUCUUGCCUCUGAGACUGAGAGGCUGAUGUCCCACUGUCUCCAGUGGAAUGUAAAGUUUGAACUGGACAUACCAGAGGAUGCAAAAGAUCUCAUUCGGACAACAGUUGGUCAAACAAGACUGCUCAUAGCAGAGAGGUUUAAACAGUUUGAAGGACUGGUGGAUAACUGUGAAUUUAAACGGGGUGAUAAGGAGACGACAUGCACAGAUCUGGAUGGAUUUUGGGAUAUGGUUAGUUUUCAGGUAGAAGAUGUGAAUAAAAAAUUUGAUAACCUGAGUAAACUUCAAGAGAAUGGUUGGCAGCCAGUUAACAGCCCAAGCAAAAGAGCCAUCAAG
Molecule: messenger RNA, 564 nt
Organism: Chelonoidis abingdonii (Abingdon island giant tortoise)
Lineage: Eukaryota; Metazoa; Chordata; Testudines; Testudinidae
Source: RefSeq, a predicted model, not a curated record